Blastocystis hominis is the source of this 1839-nucleotide messenger RNA. RefSeq lists its product as hypothetical. The record is from RefSeq and is a predicted model, not a curated record. Gene Ontology annotation, biological process: DNA repair; telomere maintenance. The coding region runs from base 1 to 1839 and encodes 612 amino acids. Gene Ontology annotation, molecular function: DNA helicase activity. The transcript has 8 exons. Lineage: Eukaryota; Bigyra; Opalinata; Blastocystidae.
AUGUUUACAAUUCCGCAAUUGAUGAAUAUAUUCUUUACCGGAGACGCGGGAACGGGAAAGAGUUAUGUGUUGCGGUUGAUCGUAACGGAACUCCGUUCUCGCUACGGAGCGGACAAAGUCUUUGUGACCGCCUCCACCGGAAUCGCUGCGUGCAACAUCGGCGGCACCACCCUUCAUUCCUUCGCCGGCAUCGGCAUCGGCGACGACAACGUGAACAAAUGCGUUCGGCGCAUCCUCCAAAACAAAAAAGCCAAAGAACGCUGGCAGAACUGCGAAGUGCUCAUCAUCGACGAGAUCUCCAUGCUGGACGGCCGUCUCUUCGACAAACUGGAGGCAGUUUCGCGUCGUAUCCGCGGGGACGACCGCUGUUUCGGGGGCAUCCAAGUGAUCGUGAGCGGGGAUUUCUUCCAGCUGCCGCCGGUGGGGCUGGGGAAGAACGGCGUGAUCUACUGCUUCGAGAGCGCGAGCUGGAACGCAGUGAUCCAGAAAAGCAUCGUCAUGCACCGCGUGUUUCGACAGAAAGACUCCGCGCUCCAGGCCCUUCUUCGCGACAUCCGCUACGUUUCCACGUUUCCACGAUUCUCUGAUGCACAGGGCCACGUGUCCGCGUCGUCUCGCUCGCUGCUGCAGCGCAUGGAGCGCUGCUCUCUCCCGCGGGGAGCGGUUCUUCCGACGAAACUGUUCGCGUUCAACGACGCGGUGGACGCGUACAACGCCGAGGCGCUGGCGCAGCUGCCCGCCGCCGACGCCGUCGAGUUCCGCGCGCGCGACGAGGGCGUGGACCUCUACUUGCGGCAGCUGCAGAAGAACUGCCAGGCCCCCGCGGUUCUGGUGCUGAAGCCGGGCGCGCAGGUGAUGCUGCUGAAAAACCUGGACGUGGAAACCGGACUCGUGAACGGAAGCCGAGGCGUCGUGGAAGCCUUCGUGGAAACCGGGGAAGACGACGGCGAAAUGAAUGGGGAAAUGAAUGGAGAAACCAAUGGGGAAACCAAUGGGGAAACGAAUGGAGAAACCAAUAGAGAAACAAACGGAGAAACAAACGGAGAAACAAACGGAGAAACAAACGGAGAAACAAACGGAGAAACGGGGGUUCGGCGGCGGUCUGUGCAUGCGCGGUCGCGGCGCAUCCCCGUGGUUCGUUUUUUCACGGGGAACGGUGAGAUCGUGCGGGCGAUCGGGGAGCGCGAGUUUUCGAUCGAACUCGGCGAGAAGAAAGUGGCGCAGCGCCUCCAGCUGCCGCUGAAACUGGCGUGGGGCAUCUCGAUCCACAAGUCGCAGGGCAUGACGAUCGAUCUAUUGGACGUCGAUCUCCGCGGGGUUUUCGAGGCGGGCAUGACUUAUGUCGCGCUUUCCCGCGGGGUUGCCGCCGACCGCAUGAAACUCCGAAACUUCGCGCUGCGCGGCGUCCGCGUCAAUAAAAAAGUCGUCGAGUUCUAUCGAAUGGCCGCCCAGGCGAAGCCGAUUCCCCCCCCGCCGAAACGAAACGCCCUCGCGCGGGAACGCGAAGAAGCCGCGGAUUCCCGCGGGGAGGAGGAGGUUUCGGAUUCCCGCGGGAUUCUGCCGUGCAGCCCGGCGCUGCGGAAACCGUUCGCUCCCCCGGGGAAACGGAGAAAAGGGGAAGAAACCGCGGAUCUGGAGGGGUGGGAGGCGCUCUACGCGCGGCCGUUCGAGAAAACCGCGGAAGUGAAGCCGCGGAACCGAAUCCACGAAGAAAUGCUGCGGCAAGCGGAGGCGGCGAAGGACCGCGAAAAGGCGCAGCUCCCCGCGGAAAACGUGCAGAACGCGCUGCUGUUCAAGCGGAUGAUGGCGAGGCGGCAGCUGCUGGGCGGGCUGCUGUGA